AUGAACUCCCUCCUCGUCCUCGUUCUCUGCGCCGCUGGGCUCUGCAUAGCCUUCAGUAUUGCCAAUUCCUGCUGGUCACAUCUCCGGUACGACGCUAAAGGCAAAACCAACGGCUGCCACCGUGCUUCGCGCAUGCUCUCCAUGGACCCCUUCACCUCACGCUUCUUUCUUGAUGCUUUCAAGGCAGAUAAUGAGAAGAACGUUCCUGAGUUAAUAGUGAAGCGGUAUGGGAAGAUGAAGCGCGUUGGAGCCUUGGGUAAGGAGAGAAGCAAUGCGAUCCCAUCUUUGCUUGGAAGUGGUAUCCAAGUACUUGAUGUACCAAGAUGGGAACAUCAACGUAUCGUUCUCCGACCUUCUUUCGUAUGGAGUCAGAUAUUCGGUCUUGGACAACAAGAAGCAAACAUUCAGCAUUACCCAACAGAAUUUUCCGGCUAG
This is a messenger RNA of Fusarium fujikuroi IMI 58289, 435 nucleotides long. RefSeq lists its product as uncharacterized. The record is from RefSeq and is a predicted model, not a curated record. Lineage: Eukaryota; Fungi; Ascomycota; Sordariomycetes; Hypocreales; Nectriaceae. The transcript has 2 exons. The coding region runs from base 1 to 435 and encodes 144 amino acids.